Messenger RNA from Lactuca saligna, 471 nucleotides. NCBI's taxonomy places the organism in Eukaryota, Viridiplantae, Streptophyta, Magnoliopsida, Asterales, Asteraceae. The record is from the annotation of a GenBank genome assembly.
AUGUUGUCGGUGUCUCAUUUCGUAUCUCAUGGCGUCCCUGGUAAGAUUCUUGAUGUCAAAGUAGUACUUUCUGAACACAAAAUCGAUGUUCAAGAAGAAACCCAGACUUUUCAAGACAAAAUCGACAAGGAGCCGAACUGGUGGCUAGGGACCGCAGACGACGGAAAAGCUUACGAUAAUCGGUGGUGGUCCAAGGGAUUAUCACAAUUUAAGAAGAUUAAAGAGUGGUCGGUGCUUGUCGCCGUUCCGAAAUUGAAGACGUUUAUCCGUCGGUUUAACAAGCAACGACGUCCGCACGCCAAAUUCCAGUACGAUCGGGCUAGUUAUUUGCUCAAUUUUGAUGAAGGUCUGGAGCAUCUGGAAGAUGAUGAUUGGUUGAAUCAUAAUUUCUCAACGAGGUACUCUGUAGUUUCUGUAGUUUCCGGACCCUCAUUCCUUUCCGUACAAAACUCUUGGACCAAGGUAACGUGA